CUUCGACCAAGACGGUUGUGUGUUGAUGAUUUCAGUUAAGUCAUGUUAUCGACUUCUAUUGUUGGCUUAAUCCUGCUGGUGGUCUCAACCCUGGCAAAGGACAAUCUGCAAUUGGCCUAUGAAUGGCGUGAAAUAGACUUUAAAUAUCCCAAUGCCGAGCAGCGUUGGUCAGCCAUCGAGAAGGGAACAUUUAAACCGGCUAAUGUUCUACCAUUUGGCAUGGAAAUCUAUCGUCAUCGUUUGUUUCUAACAUUGCCCAGAUGGCGUGAUGGUGUGCCAGCCACAUUGGCCUACCUUGAUCUUAAUGAUAACUCCACAAAUAUGCCUGCCCUGACACCUUUUCCCAGCUGGGAGGCUCACAGCCUUUUGGAACCAGAGCCAGAGCUGGUGUCACCUUUUCGCAUUCGAGCCGAUCGCUGUGGAAGACUUUGGGUAUUGGACUCAAGAAUUGCAGGAGUUCUAGAGCAAUCGAAGUUGUAUGGAACUGCACAAUUGUUGGUCUACGAUUUGCACAAUGAUAAUCUCUUGCGUCGUCACAUUCUGCCAGAGUCGCAGGUGAAACAGGGUUCUUUCUUUGCCAAUUUGGCUGUGGAGGAUGCGGAUUGUGAGAAUACCUAUGCCUAUGCUGGAGAUUUGGGUAGUCCCGGUCUAGUAGUUUACUCAUGGCGUCAGCAUGAAUCAUGGCGAGUGCAUCACCAUUACUUCCAUCCCGAUCCCAUGGCUGGAAACUUUAGCAUCAAUGGCAUUGAAUUCCAAUGGGAUGAUGGUCUCUAUGGUCUGGCUCUUUCGAAAGCGGAAACCAAUGGCUUCUCCACCCUCUACUUCCAUCCAUUGUGCUCUACCAUGGAAUUUUCGGUGAAUACUUCAGUGCUGAGGAACAAAACUUUGGCCACAUCCAUGGACAUUUAUAGAGAAUUCAAAGUGCUUGGCUCUCGGGGUGUCAAUACUCAAGCGGGUGCUGAGUUCUUAGAUCAAGAGUCUGGCGUAUUAUUCUAUAGUUUACCGAAUCUGAAUGAAGUGGCUUGCUGGAAGACCUCAAAUAAGGAAUACAAUCAUAAUACCCAAAGUCGUGUCUUUGUCAGCAAUGACAAAUUGAUAUUCCCCAGUGAUAUUAAAGUCGAUCAGGAACAUCGUCUCUGGGUCUUAUCAAAUCAAUUGCAGAGCUAUAUCUAUGAUGAACUCUAUCCGGGCUCUAUUAAUUUCCGCAUCUUUAAGGCAUCUGUUGAAGAAGCUAUAGCCGAUACAGGUUGUUCGAGUACGCGAAAAAUUAUUCCAGAUAUUAUUAAUCGUCUGGACGAUAUUCUAAAUACAAAGACAACUUCAGGUGCAGCAGCAGAAACAAUAAGUUCACUAUUGAUUCUAUUAGUCUUAAGUUUUGUAUUAUAAAUUGUAAUUUUUCUUUUUUUGAUUAAAUUGUAAAUGUUUAGAAUUUUUA
This is a messenger RNA of Drosophila willistoni, 1435 nucleotides long. RefSeq names its product protein yellow. The transcript is spliced from 3 exons. Lineage: Eukaryota; Metazoa; Arthropoda; Insecta; Diptera; Drosophilidae. The coding region runs from base 43 to 1386 and encodes 447 amino acids. Gene Ontology annotation, cellular component: extracellular region. The record is from RefSeq and is a predicted model, not a curated record.